Messenger RNA from Juglans regia (Persian walnut), 1749 nucleotides. Its product is annotated as QWRF motif-containing protein 3-like. The record is from RefSeq and is a predicted model, not a curated record. Gene Ontology annotation, biological process: spindle assembly; centrosome cycle. The transcript is spliced from 6 exons. Gene Ontology annotation, molecular function: microtubule binding. NCBI's taxonomy places the organism in Eukaryota, Viridiplantae, Streptophyta, Magnoliopsida, Fagales, Juglandaceae. Gene Ontology annotation, cellular component: centrosome; nuclear microtubule; cytoplasm. Bases 1 to 1749 code for a protein of 582 amino acids.
AUGAAGAAGGAGGAUAAUGCACAGGUGGUGCUUUUGGGUGAUGAUCAGUCAUUCAAACUCCGAAGAGCCAGCAGGAGAUCCCGCGAGGUGACUUCGCGCUUUCUCUCCCUAUCUUCACUCACUUCCAAUGAAACCGGAAUCCCAUCUCCCAAUAAUCAGUCUUUCUCCCCGACUCGACGCAAGCACAUUACCUCCAGUCCUACUUCUAGUACCAAUACCCGCCGGCAACGGAGCCUUGAUGAUUCGGCCGCACUCAUUCAUCAACUUUGGCCUUCGUCGGCUACUUCUUCCUCCACUAAGCCAACCAAGAACUUGGGUACUCUGGCUGAUCAUCUUGGAAAUGAGAGGCUCAAAGACCGCAAAAACGAUAAGAAAACGGCCAACGGCGACGGCCCUUUCCUUGAUAGUCGGUUUGAGAAUGAGAAGGAGAUCAGCGCUAAAGAAAAUCAAAGACCAAGUCUUGGACGGUCUAUGAGGUAUACCGGAAAAUUAGCGUUUCCAGGAAAAUCUUCUUCUUCUUCUUCUUCGUUAUUGAAUUCGUCAGCUAAAACGUCUUCCGGUUUUCUUCCUGGAAGAUUAUCCGUAGAUGAAAAUGAGAUAUUCCGGAAAACAUAUGGAAAAUCCGGUUCUUUUCCCAACACUUCAGAGUUGAACUCGGAGUUUAGCGAUGUGGGCUCGGGCGCGGAUCUUGGUUCUCCGGCAAUCGGAAAAAUUUUGGUGAGAUCACGGAAGUCGGAAGCAGAAGUUUCUUUCAAGUAUACGAGAGAUGCAUCUGCAAUGCAGGUCUCAGACUCAAAUAUUUCCCACCCGACAUCAUGUGAUAAUUUUCCUAGGACGAACAAGUUUACCAUAAAAAAUGUCAUAAAGAGGGUGAAUUCGCUUACAGACGCCAAGUCACAGUGGGCAUUGUCGCCGGGGAGAUCAAGCUCACCGCUGAUGUCAGUAGAAAGUAAGGCGAAACCGAUGUCAUUUUCGAGUUUGAAGCCUCCGAAUAGCCCCUCAAGGGCAACGGGCAUGGAGAAAUUACUUAACAUAGGAUUGGAUUUGCUUAAGCGUAAGAAAUCUUCUACAUCUAGCUCGAUGUCCAUGGUGCCGGGUAGUUUAGAGAGCGUUCAUCAACUGCGUCUGCUUCAUAAUCGGUUGUUGCAGUGGCGGUAUGCCAAUGCCAGAGCUGAGGCUGUGAAAGUGAGCAUAGCUAUUCAGGCUGAGAGAAAUUUGUUGUGUGGCUGGGAUGGUCUCACAAAGCUGCGACACUCUGUGGUACAGAAGAAGUUACAGCUUGAAAAGGAAAAACUUGGCAUGAAGCUGAACUAUAUACUUCAUUCCCAAAUUAAGCUAUUGGAAGCCUGGGGAGGCAUGGAAAGGCAGCAUCUAUCGGCAGUGUCCAAGACCAAGGAGUGUUUGCAUACUGUUGUCUGCAAAGUCCCCCUAACUGAUGGUGCAAAGGUGGACAUUCAAUUAGCAACAAACACACUUGGAGAUGCAUUGAAUCUCACAACUUCCAUUAAGUCGAUUUUUACAAGUCUUGGACCCUCGGCCGAGAACACUGUUACACUGAUAUCCGAAUUAGCAGAGGUUGUUGCCCAAGAAAAGUUGCUCCUAGAGGAAGCCCUUGAACUUUUCAGAACCAUAUCUAUCCUCGAGCUUCAGGAGAGAAGUCUGAAGUGUAGCAUUAUUCAGUUCGAAUUAUGGAAGCAGCAAAGCCAGCAACACCAAAAACAACAGGAGAUCCCUUGUAUAGGAGUUUAG